AGGAAGUUGAAUCCCAUGUUUGAAGGUCACUUUCAGCACGAUGCCCAGGAACUGCUGCGCUGCCUGCUCUGUUAUGUUGAGGAUGCUGAGAAGGAGGUGCUGAGGGCUAAGGACAGAAUCAAAACAAAUAAUACCCUGGUCACAGUCCCCAACCCAUUUUGCUGUGAUAGAAGUCUAACAGAUGGGUCAGGCGCACAUCAGCCUAAAGGGGAUGCACAAGGGGAAGUGACCUUGAAAGGUGGGGACAGUCGAAGAAAGGACCCAGGGAAAGAGAUGAAAAGAGGCCGGGGAAGAUCGACGUCCAGUGCUCUUACCCCUAGGCACUUAAAUGAUGAUUCCAAAAAUUUGGCCGUUUGUGAAGUAAACAAUUUAUCAAAUCCCGUUCCUAGUCCAAACCCUGGACUAGAAAUUGAGAGCGUACUGGUAGGGGACACCAAAAUUAAUUUAUUAACGUCUGCGCCAUCAAGUAAACAAAAAAGGAAGCGAUCAAGAUCAGGCAGCCAGGGCAAAUCAGAUCAGCCUUCUUCCUCCCCGACCUUAAAUAGUCCCAGAGCAGGAAGUGUGACCCAUAAUACAAUAGUCAAGGUCAACAGUGUUGUUUCUCUGAGAAACGGGUCCAUAGUAAAAUUUAUGAGAUCUGUGGAUAAUGGAAACAGUGAACUCAAGGAAAAUCCUGUUGAAAGCAGGGCAGAAGGAAGGCCUUCGUUACAGGAGAAAGUGACGACUCUAAGCCACAAGUCAAAGAGUUCAGUACAUCAAAGCGCUGUCACCUCUCAGCCCAGCCUUAAUCCCAUCUUCCCAUUUAGUGAAAUGAAAUGUUUGGCUGUUAGAGGUAACACUGACAUCCUCAGCCAUGCCUUGCCUAUGACCUCGGGUCAACAUUUCAGUAACGGUGACAGCACGAACGGUGGUGAAAAAAGUCUGAACAAUAACAUCGACAGAUGUGGUGAUGACAACAACAACAAUGAGAAUGACUGUGAGACCAACAAAAAAGGGAAUGACUUGUUGAACGAUUCAGCAGAUCUUCCCAUAGAAAUAGUCAGUGACGGGGAUAGCCCCAAACCAUCAGAGCUGCCAGUUAAAAAACUGAGGCCUGUCACGUCGUCACCAACAAAACUUUAUGUUUACUCGCCCUCGAAAUCCCCCAGAAUGGUCGAGGUUGUGGAUGAGAUCUCCAUCGUCCCAGAAUGCAGUUCCUCAUUUUUUGAAUCUGCGAUUGAUUCUGUAACGAAGAAAUACUUUUCAUCUCUCUCUCCAGCACGCGUGCAGACGUCCCCACCAUCAAAACCAGCUUUGCCAGACGUGGGCCAUUUUACGCCGGACACCCAGACAUUUCCCAGCAUCAAAUUAAUUGUUGAGGAACCCACGGGUGAUGCGUCAACUGAAAACAAAAGUGCUUCAUCGGAGUCGCCCAACUUUUUAGAAGAAAUGCAUGUCACAGUUCACUCACAUAAUAAAGUAAGUGACGACGAUCGAGGGUUGGCCUCCCCCAAAACACCCGGUAGGGACCUGACACCCAUGCAUAGUUCUGCUUCAGGGUCAGAGGAGGUGGGUGAGGCAGUAGCUCAGUCUCUGCGUGCAUCAACAAACCCUGAAAGCACAGUGGAUGAAACCGCUCGGCUCUUGCAUCUUUCGUCAGAUGGCAGCCAUACGACAUCACCAGGUUAUGACAGUAUGCAGAAAGUUCCGCAGCGUGGGAUGAGAAACAAGAAACAAAGUCUUUCGGCACCGAGCACACCGGUUAGCUCCGUGUUCAGUUCUCAGAUGAAAAACUUGUGCGGCUUCGCCUGUGAUGUCCAGGAUAAAUCCUUAACCUGCAAGAUUUCCAGAGAGUUGCAGCUUCGUUUGAAGAAAUGUGAUUGGCUCGGCGUCAGCCCCGUUAAAUCUGUCAGCGCCAAAGAGGCACUGUCAGUGUUAACCUUGAGUAGACCCAGGGGUGCUGUUGGAACAACAGCGGCGGUGAGGAGGAACAUUUUUCAGAAUGAUGAUGAUGGCAGCUUUAGUAAAAAUGUAGUGCAGAGUCCAUGGCAGCAGAAACAAGAUGUGAUGCAAACCCCACAGCAGCAGAACAAAAAUGUGGUGCCGAGUCUACAGCAACAAAACAAAGAUAUGGUGCAGACCUUACGGCAGAACCACCCAAAACUAGUGGACAUUAAGAGUGAGCCUUCUGAGGAAAAUUCUUAUCAUUGUGCGGAUAAUGCGGGUUCAUCAUCAAGAAAUUCAGCACGUAAACGGAAAGAAUAUAGCUCAAUCAAUUCAUUGACUGUGAGUCUCAGGUCAAGGAAAAGGAAGUCUCAGCCCAAUGAAACAGAUAGUGACAGAAAGUCACACACUCAGGUAGAGCCCUUGAAGAAGGACUCGUGUCCCAUAGACCUCGUCGGCUUCUCAAAGGGCAGUUUGCUAAAGAAAUUAUCUGUCUCUUUAGAUAAUUGCGACUGGCUCUUGUUACCAGGGGCGGGCAGUAAGGUCAGUGCCAAGCAGGCCAUGGUGGACAUGAAAAAAUGUGUAGCUGCAAGGCGGUCCAGGGGUGAGAGACAAUUCUCAACAAAGACACUAGUCAGUGAACAGAUCAAGGCAGCUAACUCAGGUAUAGCAUUGUUAUCCAUGUUGGUAGGAAUGGGCACAGUAAUUAUUGUAGUCAUCAUCUGCCCCAACUGCUAAGUGAUUCUUCCAAUGUCAAAUUUUGAGCAGAUUAUCAUCUUAGAAUUAAAUAAUAUUUCAUUCAAUCAAUGUUGAUAUUUAAACCAUGAAACUGAAGUUUUUCAAUAGAACAACUUAAAUAUGUUAAGAAGUUUGUAUGAAUAUAUGAGGCUUACUACAUUUCUUCAUAGUUUGUGACAGUAUUAACCGGGGAUAGUGCAUUGGGAUAAUAUUUUAUUUAAUGAACAAAUAGUUCACUGAAAUUAUAGGGUCAUCUUUUUUUCUCCUAAAUGAUAAGAACACUAAUUGAUACUUUGUGCUUAUGAUCUCACUGGUUAACGGUGCUUCAAUUUUGUGCCUCUCUGAUCUCAUUAAUUCUGGUGGGGAUUAUUCUUGAAAAUGUUGAUUUUGUACAAGUGUGAGCUCAGCCCCACUCUAAAGGUGAUAAACCCAAAGUCCUGGCCAAACAUAUUAAAGUUGAAAACUCCACAGUCCCAUACAAACAGCCUAAAUGUGACCACCCUAAAGUCCUGUACAAACAGGCUAAAGAUGUCAACUCACAGUCCUGGCCAAACCUAUAACUUUUAAGCAUCUCCUAAACAUCUUUGAAUAAAAAAAACCUUAAAACUACUUUUACUAUUCCUUCAGAUGAUGUGACCAGGCCUAAAACAAACACCCUUGUUGAUCAUCUGUUUGGUGGGACCAUGAUGCAUCGCACAAAGUGUCUAGAGUGUGAGAAGGCCAAGGAGAGGCAAGAAGUUUUUAUGGACAUCAGCAUACCGGUUAGGAGUUUACAUGCAGGAGAUGUUGACAGUGAUGAGGAGGGAGGAGGUAAUGCAGGAGAUGUUGGCAGUGAUGAAAAGGGGGGAGAUGUUGACAACUUCUUUUCCCAUCUAUAGUUGUUAUUUUGUGCAUGUUGUGACCAUGUGCCAUUUUCCCACUGUCAUUUUAUUUUACAACAUCUACUAUAAAAAAAUCAUAAGUUUUCUCAACACUUGUGUCUUUGAAUUGUCUUUGUGUUGACCUCAGUCCAUCCUCAUUCCAACCAUCUUGUUGUGUUGACCUCAGCCCAACUCUCUUGUUGUGUUGACCUCAGUCCAACCCACUUGUAAAAUCCACAAUGUUGCCACAGAAAGAGAUCAAGUUGUCCAUAGAGCUAAAAACUAAAAAGAUGUUUCCAUAGAGAUGUCUAUUUAAAAAAAUUCUACUGUAGAGAGGUCUUAUGUUAAAAUUGAUACUUCCGUAGAGAUGUCUUAUGUUAAAGUUGUUGCUUCCAUUCCCAUAGAGGUUUCCAAUGACUAAACUGAUGUUUCCACAGAGAAGUCUGAAGAUUCCUGCCUAGACAAACUGAUGCAGGCCUUGUCCAACAUUGAAAGGUUGAAAGAUAACAACAAGUAUUUCUGUGAAGAAUGCAUCCAUUAUGUGGAGGCGGAGCGCUCUUGCCACUACACCACUCUGCCUCUCGUGCUCACUCUGCACCUGAAGAGAUUCGGUUCUGUUUCAGGGUUUGUCAUCUUUCGCCUUGUUGCUGCUCAACGCUAGAGAAACAUUUUUAUAAACAGUCAAAAGCAGUUUGACACCUUAUUUUUGCUAAAUGGUUUAGAAACAUUUUUAUAAACAGACAAAAGCAGUUUGACACCUUGGUAUGUCUGUGUCCUCCUUUCUGUUUUUUUUUUAAUAAGUCUAUUUUUUAUAAUUCGCACUUAAAAGGUCAGGAGUGGGGGGUUCCUGUCCAAGAUUUAAAAAGAAAAGACUGGCACCAUGAGAAAUAAAGUUGUGGCCAGGAAAAGAAUACUGAUACCUUACGAUCAAGUAAAAGUAAUGCUACACUUUAAUGUGACUGGUUUAACAGUAGUGUUACACUUCUAAUGUGAUGGGUUUAACAGUAAUGUUAAACUUGGCUUGUCACAUUUGUUACCUUAUUCAGCACAUUAAAAUAAACACAGAUUGUCCUCCAGGUGUGCAACUGAUAAGUUACUGAAUGACAGGAGAGACACUCGGCUUGUUGCAAAUUUCUAGCUGUAAAAAAAAAAUGAAUUGUUAAAAGGCUCAAAAAUCAUUGUUUGAUUAUGAUUUAUAAAAAUUCAAACCAUAGUGAAUUAUCCGAAGUCAGCAUUAUUAUCAAUUGACAGUAUCUUUCUUGUAAUGUAUUAGUACAUUAACAUGUAUUACUAUAAUGAAAUGUACAAUAAAUUUAGUGUAUUUAGUGUUUGGACGUACCAAAGAUAUGAAGAAGAGUACAUGAACACAAAGUGUUCAAAAUUAAACUCUAAUAGUAGCUUAAGAUCAGGAUGACUAAAGGGCAAAUGUGUGUACUACACAUCUAUACAUGGACAGUGUGUACAAGUGGUCUGUGGCAGAAUAAAAAACACAUGUGUGCAGAUUUAAAGCACUUUUUUGGGGCAGGUAGGGUGCAACUAUAUUAAUUUAUAUUGCAACACUAUUAAAACAUAACUCCUUUGAAAUAUACCAAAAUAUGUAUAUAUGUACUUACUGUGGAAAUAGAAGCAGUUACUUGUGUAAAAUAUGGGAAGAUAUGCAUAAUCGAUAAGCGCAACCUAAAAAACUAACAGCAUAUUGUGGGGUAAUCAAUGUGUUCUUUUGUGUUCAUGUUGAAGUGCAUGAAGAGGGAAGCAGUGAACGAUAGGGCAGCAUGAUGCUCAGUGAGAGCAGGGUAGACAGCAGGAUCCACUUGGUGAACUAUUUGUUUAUGUGUAUGAGUGUAAAUGAGUCUGUGUCAGAGCUUGCCCUUGGCAUCUACUUUUUCAGUUCUUAAAACUGAUGACCACUUUUUUUUCAAUUUCUCUUCAAGGCGUUUUGGUGGUGUUUCUAAGCUAAAUGACAAAGUGGAAAUACCACAGCACCUGCCAUGUUUACAGUACAAUUGUAAAAACACCUGUACGGACCCCACUCACAGGUUGGCCUUUGUCUAUUAAAUAAUGAAAAUUGAAUUCGGCUAAAUUCCUUUUUUUGUCGUCUGCUAGUUGCUCUCCUUUGUUAAAAUGUUAUUAAUGAGGUUCCCUCAAUGUUUUAUUCCACAGGUAUUCCUUGUUUGCGAUAGUCACACAUUCUGGCAUGAGUGUCUUGCACGGCCAUUACAGGUCGUAUGUCAAGAUCCAGCCUCUUGUCAGCCCAGAAGUGUUCGCCAACCUUUGCAAGAUGACCCUCAAAUCUGAACCUGUCAUGGGUGAUGUCCAGGGAGUCCUACCCGACUCUAAAAUUCAUCCGCCUGAGACAGACACCACCAGCCACUCGCCCAGACGGACCAACGCUAACUUCAACAAACACAUUAAAAAUGAGCGGAAGCAGGAAGUGAAACUUGAGGAGAGUGAUGCGCUCUUGUCCAGUGGGUCUGGUGAGACCAGCUCUGCCGAACAACUCAAGGGGGUCUCCAACAGCAGGGACACGCAGAGUCCUGGUGCAAACGAUCUGUCAAGUCAGGCGGGUUGGGACUGUUUCUGGUUGGAGUGUGAUGACGAGUGCAUCAGGGUGCUGGAGGAGGAGGAGUUCAUGGAGAAACUGGAGGAGAGGGAUGGGGCACUGAUGGGGACUCCUUAUAUACUGUUUUACCAUAAGAUGGUCUUGACUUAGAACUGGAGGAGAGGGAUGGGGCACUGAUGGGGACUCCUUACAUACUGUUUUACCAUAAGAUGGUCUUGACUUAGAACUGGAG
Messenger RNA from Lymnaea stagnalis (great pond snail), 6313 nucleotides. NCBI's taxonomy places the organism in Eukaryota, Metazoa, Mollusca, Gastropoda, Lymnaeidae. The record is from the annotation of a GenBank genome assembly.